AUGGCCUGUUGCAAAGCAUCUAAGUAUCCGCAACUAAACCCAUUAUUUCGUUUAAACGCAAGUAGAAUUCUACCGCAAUUCUUCACAACUCCUGUGAGAAUGAAGACGUCUAUCCCAUCCGAAGUUUGGGAGAACAAACGCGCUGAGAUUGCAGCACUGUACAAGGAAGAAGAAUGGCCGUUGAAGCAAGUCAUCAAGAAAAUUCGGAGCGACGAUUUCAACCCGACUGAAACCCAACUCCGCAGUCGACUGAAGAAGUGGGGAGUUACCAAACCUUCGCGUCAAAAGAGGAAGAAGCAGAACGAUGGACCGACAGUAUGCCCUACCGUGAAACACCCGGGUCGACUCGAAUUGACCACUGUGAACGACCCGUCGGCCACUCAAGCGGCGUCCUUUUCCGAUAAGGUUGGUUGGAGUGAUCUCAAGGGAUGGAUGGUGCCAUCGGGAUAUACCAAACAUCACAUAUUAAAAGAUUCAACAAUUCUUGAAGCACACCGUGUUGCAGCAGAUUGGAUUUCGUCGAGUACCAUACCGAACGACAGGCAGCUUGGUAAUCAUACAAACCAUUCUUUCCAUCACCUUACAACUCCAUCCCCAUUGUCUUCGGUUCAUUCCUAUGGCCAUCCAAACCCCGUUACCAGCUCGACCGCCAAUAGCGCCAUUAAUGCGUCCAUAUCAUGCCAGACAGGUUUUGCAAAAUCCCCGAUUUCUGCGAGUGAUCCAUCUGCGAAAACGCUCCCUGGGGAGAGGCCAACACAGGCAAGUUCAGCGGCUUCAGAAAGCAAUCCCAUGACUCCAUGGAGCUACGUUGCUUCCGAUAUGACCCAGUCCUGCCCAUCCCAUCUCUUCCUCAUAGGUGACGGAGGCUCCGACUAUGCUGACAACGGCGAAACAAUCUCCAGCGAGCAAUGCACGCAUCCCUCCCCGGGACCAACAGCGAUGUCACCAAAUUCCGACGCAGAUUUGCUUCAGCUAGACCCUAAGAUUAAAGCUUGGAGACGCGCUGCCUCAGCGCAUGUCCGUCCAGACGGUAUCGGAAAAUCCAAAUCCCCCAGAGUCGAUAGCGUUCCUUUCGUACGACGACAACCCCAAAUGAAACGAAGAAAGGAAUUAUCCUUUAUGAGACAACAUGACUCAACAAUACAACCGCACUCAGAAAAGAAAGCUCUGACUGCUACUCCCACAAACACCUCGCUCAAGGUUCCAGAAACCAAUUCUGACUGUAAAAGCGCUCUGCCAUCGGUAAAUGAUAGUAACCAUGAAUAUACUGAAACAAAACCCACAGGGGAAAGUUAG
Paracoccidioides brasiliensis Pb18 is the source of this 1296-nucleotide messenger RNA. RefSeq lists its product as uncharacterized. The record is from RefSeq and is a predicted model, not a curated record. The coding region runs from base 1 to 1296 and encodes 431 amino acids. The transcript is spliced from 2 exons.